Messenger RNA from Nothobranchius furzeri (turquoise killifish), 4449 nucleotides. RefSeq lists its product as uncharacterized. NCBI's taxonomy places the organism in Eukaryota, Metazoa, Chordata, Actinopteri, Cyprinodontiformes, Nothobranchiidae. The record is from RefSeq and is a predicted model, not a curated record.
UCUACAAACGCAACGAUGUAAAAGUUUGCUUUGUGAAUUGUGAGGAUUUAUUUUGGGAGUUCCUAUUGAAUGAAGUAGAAGUGCAUGAAAAGUAGAAAAUUCAAUAAGUCAGUCUCUCUUUAACUGUGCUUGUUAGGUGGUGAUAAAGAAAACUGUCUGGCUUGUCUCAUGGUGCACAGAUUAGCAGUUUGUUUCUUAAAGGAGUGGGACACAGCCAAAUGACUCAAGUUUAAAUAAAAACAAACCGCUGUGUGUAAACGGCAGAGCAAGAGCAAGAGCAAGAGCAACAGCGCUUUGUAAAGAACCAACAGACUGAAAAACAAGUCUGGCUGUGUACCAUAGUGUGGUGUUUGUGCAAAAGUGACCUUUGAAUCAAAGGUUAUUAGAGUCCUGCAGACCUACCUGUGCAGCUGGAUCAGCAGAGCAGUGCUUAACUUGGUAUCUGAAUGAAACCAUCAGCAUACGUGUUUAACUGAUGUCUAAAAAUAGCAACAAUCUCCAACUUUUCCCAGCGCUUCAUGCAAACAUUUAAAAAAAUGUUUCCACCGUCGACAGCUUUGCUGCCCAGCUGGCCCUCGGCCCUCGGACCGGCCCUUAGAUCGUCAGUCCUGUAGAACAUUAACAAUUUUCCUUCAAACUGAGGCUUUUGACAACACUUUACAAACUGGAACAAGAAAGACGUCACGUAAGGAGAAAGCUGGCAAAGAAGUCUUAUUUGCACACCUGUGCACCAAAUGUCUCAACGCAUCAAUCAACACGUCGUUGUUUUUAUUGUGAUUGGCUGCGUCUCGUUAUUUGUAUAAUAAACAUUUCCUUAAUUCUAUUUUUGCUGCAGUUUUUUUUUUUGCUUGGUUCUUAAAAAGGAAUGCAAAGUUCUUGUUUGGUUCUGCAGCAGGCAGAAAGGUGAUGGAGUUUUCCCACAGCUGCAAGAGUUUAGACAGAAAAGCACACACUGAGGGGUGCGUCGUGCACCAUACGAGGUGGCAGUGAAGUCCCCAGGUAGAUGAAGGCAGGUUAGCGUACUGCACUUGGCCCACUCCGCAGAAGGUCGACAGGCUCAUGACAGGCAGGAGGUGAGUCAGUGCGUCAGUUCCACGUCUGAUCUAACAUUACAUGCAUCAUUUUUUCCGUAUGUAAACAGACAUUUUUGUGGCAGGUAAUGGCAGCAAUCCUUGAGUUUGCAUCGUGUCUCCUAACACACCCUGAUACUCAUUUAUUUUUAAUUUCUUUGAAACGAGUUGAAUCACGUUUCUGAAUCAUCGUGUUUUUUUCUGCACCUCAAACAUCAUAAAUUUGGCUCUAAGCAGGACGUGUGAGACUUUUUCUUCGUUCAGAUGUGAGAACAACUUCAACAGAAGAGAUGGGCGGUUAAAGAAAACCAUGACUUGUCACACACAACACCGCACACACGACUUCCUGUGUGUGUCUCUCACUGCCGUCUUCUUAGAGCUGCUUAGCUCUUUAAAAACCUAAACCUGGUGUGUCACCUGGUAAAAGUGGAGCAGUGAUGCCUCCUUUUGCACUGAUAUCUGGUGAAAGACGACCCUUUUCUAAAGUGGUCGUGUUUAGUGGCUGUCUGACGUGGCUGCUUUCAGAUGAACGAGCUUUUAAAAACCUUCAGUGGGACCAGGACAAGUCCACUGGUGAGGUUGUUAACAAAAUAAAGAACAGCUUUGUCUCCGUCUGAUAAAGAGAAAACUUGAGCUGCAGUGGCCAGAGUGCUGUGUGUCCUGAAUCUGUUUGUUGUUGUUUAGAACACGGUUCAGGCUGAAUGCCAGUAUCUUUUAGUCUGUAGAUCAUCUCUGUUGGAUAUUUUUACACACAUUCAGGGGUGGCGGGCGAACACAGGAUGUUCUGCAGGCGUCACAAUCAGACACGCGCUCAUAUCCUCUCAGUAAUUUCCCAGUGACGGCUCUGGCCUCUCACAAACUCACCCUCGCGGCUCAGGGUUGGGAUCCCUCACUGCUACGCUCGGCCUUUUCUAAAGAAGGCAUUUGAAGAUGAUGCGAUUGCUGUUCCUGUGUCUGCUGCUGCUGCUGCCAGCUGCCACUGUUUCUUCAGAGGACUUUGGUGGAUCAGGUGAUGAAAGCGACGAUGAGGACGACUUCAUCGACAGAGACACUGCAGUUGCUAUUGGUACGGACAAAGCCACAGGUACAGAAGAAUCCUCAGAUCAGAUGACCGUGAUCAUCGUCGUCGCGGCCGUCGCAGUGGUGGCUCUUUCUGUCGCAGUCGUAAUCGCCGUCAUGCUAAUAAAACGAAAUACGAGACUUCGGCAGCAAGCGAUUUACUCUGUGCCCACGGAGCAGAACGUGAAGGAGGCCAUCUAAUUCCUGGCAGCGCCGCAGCCCUACAACACACAUCCAAGGGAGGGGCGACGCGUCGGGCUAUACCUCCUCUCUGACUCAGGACAGUUAAACUUAUUUGCACAACAGCCUGCUUGCCACUGCUCAUUUUCCUGCUCACUCCCACACAUCCUCGUGCAUGCACAACACAUGCAAAGCUUUUGUUCUUUUUGCUGCUGCACGCUUUUAUCUUUGUCCCAGUCGUUCUGUACUCCCAUAGGCCCACGGUUUAGCCCAGACUUCUGGAACACAUUCAACCCUUCUAAUUGGAUUCUAUUUGAAGAAUCUAAAUUAAAGACGGGGCAUAUGGCUUAAAGCGUCUUUGUUGAGAGAUAAUUUAGCAUAGCUGUGGUAUUUUUUCUGCUACGGGAAAUGAUUCUGACCAGCUAAGCAGUAAAAGUGUAUUUCUGCUGCAUGUGGAGCAGACCUGUCUCUGAAAUGGUCGUUGAGUGAGACAAACCACGCUAAUCCACACUAAGCCUGCUGAGCGCUCACUUAUUCUCCUAUUCACUUGUCUGACAUCCUCUGUUCCCGGCCCAAUGGGAGCGAUGGGAGGUAGUGCAGGAGGAAAAAGGCCAAACCUUUUCUCCUUCUAUUCAAAAGCUGUAAAAUAGAAGCAAGUGGAAACACACACUUUCAGCAAAGCUGCAUAUUAAUCAUGAUGAAUGAUGUUUUCACUUCUCUAUCUCUUUCAGUUUGAAAAGCUCUCUGUUUAGUUUUGCAUAUUGUAAAUAGCUCUCUGAAUGCUGUGGAGUGUUAGAUGAAUGCUUUCUACACGAGUAGCGGGAAGCGUGGUCUGACGGAGCGGAGGAAAAAAGUAAAAGGCUGUGGAAUAAUUGGGGAAAUACUAGCAGUGUCUUUUUCAUUGUGAGGGAGGGCGCUAAUUUCAUUCCAAAUACAUCAAUCCUUCUGUGUGCCGUAAAGCCUUUCAUCCUGGAACAAGACCCAGGCGUUUAAACUACUGACAGCUUUUAGAAAUGUCAAGUUAAACGCCAGAUUUGUCAAAACAAGAUCUCGUUUUGCUUAUCCACCAAAUCUGGCUAACGGGGGAGAGUUUGGCUGCGAUGCAGCCACUUUUAAGAGCAAACUCACACCGGCGUCCAGGUAUCAGGCUAAGGGAGGUGUCCCUGCAGCAUUCAUGUCUCCACCUUUAGCCCUCUCAUGCACGCUUUAGCAUUUCAACAAUAAUACAACAUAACCUGCAGCUGGAAACAUUUCAUUCAUUUUUUCCAUUUUUCUAAUUCAUUUCUACUUAUUCUCACUAUUGUUGGUGUAGUUGUGUAAGCGCAGCAGCGUCAGGCCUUUAUCAAUCCUCUCAUCCACACCACGCUGUUACUUCCUCCUGGAAAGCCUCUGUUGUGACACUACUCAUUAAAUCUAAGUGCAACACAUGUAGCUGAGCUUUUGUUGGACGCUGUUAUUCAAGUCAAACCGUGACAUCUGUUUUAAAGGCAUGAAACAUAUAUUUGUGUUGUAUUGUUAACUCAUUAUGACCUGAGCUUUAGGUUUUCUGAAAAACUUUAAUUUUCCUUGAAUAAAUGAGAAUUCACCGUUGUGAAGUACUGAUCUGCAGCGACCAUGAAUACACAACUUAAAAGCUAAAAGCUAGAGCUGAACACUUCAGGCACAGUGUGAUUGCAUCAGGCCACGGUGAGUUUAUUAUUAACCGAACAUUACAAAUUUAUUGUUCAUGCUAAGUGAAAAGAAAAAUAGAGCUCGGGCUAAACAUUUUUAAAUACCUGUUCAGUUAAAGGGCGACGUCCUUCUGCCGUCUAGUGGAGAAAAGUCUUAAGUCAUGUAAAAUAUUUGUAUUUUUAGUGUUCUAUAGCAGCAAAACAUUAGAAAAUUGAAUUCCUUGUCAAAUACUUGUAUUCAUAUGCACUUUUUAUAAUCCAGAGUUAUAUAUUUUAUGUUAAAAGGGAUUUCAUGAAUACCUGACAGCGUUUGUGUCAGUGGUUCUCAAAGUAAGCCUGGUUCUGUUUGCACCUUCACCAUCCCUUUUCUUUGUUGCAUAAAUCAAAAUAGAAAGAAAGAACUACUGUAUUUUGUGUAGCCACGCUGAUCUGAAUGGUGUUUAUUUUGACAUUAAAGAUGUUAUAAAAUA